Molecule: messenger RNA, 1935 nt
Organism: Acytostelium subglobosum LB1
Lineage: Eukaryota; Evosea; Eumycetozoa; Acytosteliales; Acytosteliaceae
Exons: 1
Coding region: 1-1935 (644 amino acids)
Source: RefSeq, a predicted model, not a curated record
AUGUAUAACUACAACAACAACAACAUAAUGUUGCUCGUGAUGAGCAUCAUAUUGAUGGCGGCAGUAUUGGGUACCACCACCUCGACUGGUGUCUCAGCCCAGCAGUUAACCACCAUCACUUUCAACACAAUGAUCGACUGUAGCGACUUGGAGAACCCCUGUGACUUUAUGAACAAGACCAAUUACUUGGAGGGCAUUGCGCCCAGCGCGACAACAAACGUGAUUAUCAACUACAAGUCGGCUGGCCUCACACAGUACAUCACACUCAAGACCGGUGUCUCAGCAACGGUUGGCGCACUCAAUGUUGGCGGCAUCGGCAACGUGGAGUUCACCGUCAAUGCCGACCUCACCGUGCUCAACCUGGCGAUGUUCAGCAACGUGAGCGCCAACGUCCAGAUGUCCAGCAUGACCGUGUGGGACACGUUCCUGCUGCUCAAGGGCACCCUGUUCACCGUGUACAACGGAUCGCUGCUGACCAACAGCACUGUAAUCGUCAGCGAUGGCGUCAUCCUGACCGCGCACGACUCGCCCAUCACCUUUGACUGCGCCGUCGCCGACGCCUCCAACACUCAGUACCUCCAGUUCAACUCGACCCCAGUGUUGGUCGGCAACUCGCCAUUCACCGUAAGCGGCCCCGCCUCGACAUUCCUCGUGGGCAUCCGCGCAAUUGAAAGCACCGGCAUGGUGUUCCUCAACAACACAGAUCUCUACGGCAUCUCAGGCAUGCAGCAGCUGCGCGUUCUCAACGACCUGGACCUGCGCAAUGGUGCCACACUCAUGGUGAAAGAUUUCUUGUCUGGCAUCGAGUACUCACGCAUCAAUGUCAACUCGGGCACGUUGUAUGUGAACAACAACAACGCAGGCGCCGAGGGCUCCAAGGUCAAGAUCUACAGCAUCUCGUCGGACCCAAUGGGUCUAAUCACCUUCAUGAACGUCGAGAGAGUCGACGUGAUGCAGAUCACCGCCGAGGGCAACUUCACGAUCGACACCGUCACCAUAUUCAACAUUGGAAGCGAGGACGCUGGCCUCGUGUCCAACUUCUCGCGUCUGAUGAUAGCUGGCCACUCGUACCUCAAUGUGGACAACUCAAACAUCUUCCGCUUGGCCGUCAUUGAGUCCAAGCUGGUCAACAGCCAGCCGGGAAUCUUCUUCAACCUGACCUCUUGGAACAGCAUCUACGAGUUCGAGUCCUCACUCAACAACACGAUAUUCUGGGUGCUCGAGCGUUCCACGCUAGAAUUCUUCGACGACGCCUCCUUUGUUGGAGUGUCUGGCAUCUACCUGUACGGUGAGAUCACUCUCGACCAGGACCUAUUCUUGGACGAGUACCCCGCGCUCAACAUCGUCGGAGGCGUGGCAUCCAUGGUCACCAACUCCUCGACAAUCACUGGUGACGUGACCAUCUCAAACGGAGUGCUCUGGCCACUCGACACCACAAUCUAUGGCAACCUCUACCACAACGGUGGCACCAUCCACUUUGUCAACACGUACGGCAGAAACCUGAUGAUUCUGGGCAACUACACAUCGGAGGAGGGCGCCAUCCUGGGCUUCUCCGACUCUCUCGAGAUGGCCGGUUUUGCCACUAUCUACGUGGCAGGCACAACAGAUCUUGAGGCCACCCUAAUGAUCCAGUUCAUAGAUGACAUUGCCAUCGCUGGUGCCGAUUACAACAUCUUGUCGUCUGCUACCAACAUUGUUGGCGAGUUCGAGUCGCCCGAGGUCCAUUGGGCCACUGAUGAGGAAGUUGACACAUUCAAGAUCAACAUGUACAAGCAGCGUGAUGUCAUCCUCACGUUCAUUGGUGAAAAGGAACACCAUGGUGUACCAGGUUGGGGUAUCUUCCUCAUCAUCCUGGCCAUCUUUGUCGUGCUUGGUGCUGGAGUUGUAGUCUACAUCAAGUACUUCAAGAAGCCCAGUGGAUACGUGCCACUCUAA